Messenger RNA from Amaranthus tricolor (Joseph's coat), 1357 nucleotides. RefSeq names its product inorganic pyrophosphatase 2-like. The coding region runs from base 388 to 1227 and encodes 279 amino acids. Lineage: Eukaryota; Viridiplantae; Streptophyta; Magnoliopsida; Caryophyllales; Amaranthaceae. The transcript is spliced from 4 exons. Gene Ontology annotation, molecular function: phosphatase activity. The record is from RefSeq and is a predicted model, not a curated record.
AGAAUCCCAUAUUCCAAGGAACUAAAUUCAGGAUAUACCAUUAUCCCCUUCAAAUACUCUUCAUAUUUCGACUAGUAUAUAUUUUCCUUUAUUGGUUAAUUGGUUUUAUACCUAAAAUUUUAAGGCAUAUUCCCAAACUUAUUCUUUCAUCAAAUCACCCAUUUAACUAACCACUAACUAGUAUCUACCCAAUCAAUUUAUAACCCUUGGAUUUCAUUUCCCCAUCUCAUCCAACGAUCUUGAUUCUUGCUUGCUUUACAAGUACGCUAAUACCAUUUAGCCCGAAACUAUAAAUACCCAACUACACAUCUAGGCUUAACAUAACCAAAUUUUAAUUAUCAUUUAAAAAAAUUAAAAUACCCUAAUUUUCUUUGCAAGCUUGAAAAAAUGUCAGCAAUGGAAGGAAUAAUGGUGGUUUUCGACUUUGAUAAGACGAUAAUCGAAUGUGAUAGUGAUAAUUGGGUUGUCGAUGAAUUGGGUUUUACCGAUCGUUACGAUCAGCUUUUGAAUACCAUGCCUUGGAAUACUAUGAUGGAUAAGUUGAUGAAAGAAAUAUAUGAACGAGGAAAUACGAUCAAUGAUAUUGUGGAAGUCUUGAAACGAGUUCCUAUUCAUUCUCGCAUUAUUCCAGCCAUCCAAGCUGCCCAUGCUGCAGGGUGUGAUUUGAGGAUUGUAAGUGAUGCAAAUGUGUUCUUCAUAGAGACUAUAUUGGAUCAUCUUGGGUUGAGAAAGUAUUUCUCAGACAUUAAUACAAAUCCAGGUUAUGUUGAUGAAGAAGGGAGGUUAAGGAUAUUGCCUAUUCAUGAUUUCACCAAAUCUCCUCAUGGAUGUACCAAUCCUUGUCCUCCAAACAUGUGCAAGGGACUAGUGAUAAAAAGGUUACAAUGUGAGAAUCCAAACAAAAAGAUAAUCUAUUUAGGAGAUGGAGUAGGAGAUUAUUGUCCUUCCUUAAGGUUAAAAGAAGGUGAUCAUGUUAUGCCAAGGAAGAACUAUCCAGUUUAUGAUUUGAUCACAAGCAAUCCAGAACUCAUCACAGCCAAGAUCCAUGAAUGGGUCGAUGGUGGUGAUCUUGAACAAGUUUUAUUGUCACUCAUUCAAGCUAUAAUGUCUAUUAAUGGAGAUGAUCACCAUGAUGUUGAUGAACAAUUCGUCAGCAUUGAUUUCACCAAACUCAAGACUUUGCCCAAUAUUACUUCGUUGCCCAAAGCUCUAUGUGUAACUUUUUAGACAUUUUAUGUCUACUACUUUAUUUUCAAUAUUUUAAUAGUGUGUAAUACCUAAAAAAACACCCCUAAAAGGAGGGGUAGGGGUAAAUUUAUGCGAUUUUUAAAUAAAUUAAUUUUGGUUUAAUAUGAAA